Messenger RNA from Nyctereutes procyonoides (raccoon dog), 1770 nucleotides. RefSeq names its product AT-rich interaction domain 3C (gene ARID3C). The transcript has 8 exons. Gene Ontology annotation, molecular function: DNA binding. Lineage: Eukaryota; Metazoa; Chordata; Mammalia; Carnivora; Canidae. The record is from RefSeq and is a predicted model, not a curated record. Gene Ontology annotation, biological process: regulation of transcription by RNA polymerase II. Gene Ontology annotation, cellular component: nucleus. The coding region runs from base 167 to 1402 and encodes 411 amino acids.
CAGGGAAGCGAGCCGAGAACGGGGCUGCCCGAGAGGCGGGCGGAGCAGAGGGAGCGCCGUGGAGACGCCGGGGGCACCGGGGCGCGCCAGGCUGGCGGCCCUUUCCUCGGGGCCCCGCCUGGUGCCAGCCCCCCCACAAGCGGGGGGACUGCGCCUGGAAGCUGUAAUGGAGGCCCUGCAGAGGCAGCAGGCAGCCCGACUGGCCCAAGGGGUGGGGCCAUUGGUCCCUCCGCACCCACUGCCACCACCACUACCUCCCUUGCCCGGCCCCCGGACCCUACAGGCCCCUGAGGGGGCCUUGGGGGAGGUUGGGACAGAAGAAGAGGAGGAUGCUGAAGAGGAUGAGGAAGGGGAGGAAGCCGGGGCAGAGGAGGAGGCAACCGAGGAGAGCCAUACAGGGACCCGGGGCCCCAGCUCACCUUCCAGCCAACCUCCUGGACCUCAUCCCCAUGAAUGGACCUACGAGGAACAGUUCAAACAGCUGUACGAGCUUGAUGCAGACCCCAAGAGGAAGGAAUUUCUGGAUGACCUGUUUAGCUUCAUGCAGAAGAGGGGGACGCCAGUGAACCGCGUGCCCAUCAUGGCGAAGCAGGUGCUGGACCUGUACGCACUCUUUCGCCUGGUGACCGCCAAAGGUGGCCUGGUGGAAGUCAUCAACCGCAAGGUGUGGCGGGAGGUCACGCGCGGCCUCAGCCUGCCCACCACCAUCACGUCGGCAGCCUUCACUCUACGCACCCAGUACAUGAAGUACCUGUACCCCUACGAGUGCGAGACGCGGGCGCUCAGCUCCCCGGGGGAGCUCCAGGCAGCCAUCGACAGCAACCGACGCGAGGGCCGUCGUCAGGCUUAUACCGCCGCCCCGCUGUACGGAUUAGCCGGCCCUACCCCUCGGGGACCUCCCGGCCAAAUCUCCGCUCCUGGAGCCGCAGCGCCCGCGCCCACGCCCAGCCCCUGCCCUGCCCCCGGCUCCGCCUCCGGCCUACCCGCGCACGCCUGCGCGCAGCUCAGCCGCAGCCCCAUUAAGAAAGAGGAAAGUGGAAUUCCAGCCCCUCGACUGGCACUGCCUGUGGGCCUGGCUUUGGGGCCUGCAAGGGAGAAAUUGGCACCAGAGGAGCCCCCAGAGAAGAGGGCUGUGCUGAUGGGGCACAUGGAUCCACCUCGACCUGGAGCUCCCUCCAGUUUCCUGCCCCGUGGCAAGGUUCCUCUGAGGGAAGAGCGGCUGGAUGGGCCUCUCAAUCUGGCAGGAAGUGGUAUCAGCAGUAUCAACAUGGCCCUAGAGAUCAACGGGGUAGUCUACACUGGUGUCCUGUUUGCCCGUCGCCAGCCUGUGCCAGCUUCCCAGGGCCCAACCAACCCUGCACCUCCUCUCCCUACAGGGCCCCCUUCCAGUGGCUCACCCUGAGAACUCCCGCUUGGAAUAAAGAGUCCUGGCCCCAAUGCUGAGGGUUGGGGGGAGGAGACAUCCCCCACAACUUGAUUCUUCCAGGCUGCCCACUCUAGGACCCAGCCUUGGGAGAUGAUCCCUUACCCACCAUGCCAUGUAGACUUGAAGCCAAAGAGUUUUCUUUUGAUGUUACAUCUACCUCAUUGUAACGGGAGAGCACCUCCUCCCUGGCCAACCCCAGCAGCAUCUACCAGAGUUCUGACCCAGUAACCCUCAUCAUCUCCUCAUGUGCCUCCCUGUGUCAAUGUCAUCUCUAGGACCCCACCUCUUCAGAUCAGACCUGCUUCUCUUCAGAAGCCAUGUGAAGGGUUAGGUUGGGUGUUGUG